This is a messenger RNA of Rhizophagus irregularis DAOM 181602=DAOM 197198, 783 nucleotides long. Lineage: Eukaryota; Fungi; Glomeromycota; Glomeromycetes; Glomerales; Glomeraceae. The record is from RefSeq and is a predicted model, not a curated record.
GAUAUUUACAGUUUUGGUAUAAUUAUGUAUGAAGUAAUUUCUGGAUUACCUCCAUAUCAUGACAUGAACCACAAUAAUUUAGCAAUAAGGAUUUGUAAAGGACUUAGGCCAAGGUUUAACAUUAAAGUUCCUCAAUUGAUUGUGCAUUUAAUUAAAAGAUGUUUGGAUGCAAAUCCAUUAAAUCGACCAACAGCAAAUGAAAUCUAUAAAAUUAUACGUGAAUGGCAUGAUAAACGAAGUGAUUAUCAAAUUACAGAAUUACAAAAACAAAUUGAAGAAUCAGAAGGAACAAAUAAAAAUUUAUCAAUUAAGUCAACCAGUUUAGGAUUAUCAUGUAAUACACGUUCAGAAGCUAUCUAUACAAGUGGAUUGCUUAAUUGUAAUAGUAAUCUUCCCGAACCAAAAAAUUCAGAUGACUAUUACGAACAAAAUGAUGAUAUAGUUAGCAUGGAAUUUACAGAAUCCUUACAAAUUGAUAUUUCUCAAUUGAAAAAUAGUGAUAGUAUAACAAGCGAUGAUUAUUCAGAAUACUCAGGAUCUAUACAAAUUAAUAUUGAAGACCAUGACUCAAAAUCUUAAUCUAGUAGCAUUUUCCUGAACUAUCUUAUUAUCCGAUAGAUAAUUAAUGAACCUUUAGAAGUAAAAAUAACUAUUAUUAAGUUAUUUCAAUUCGACAUUUAGUUCAAAUUAUUUAAUUUUGUAUUCUUGAUUUAAAUAUUUUUUCUGUUAUUUAUUCUGUUUAGCAUUAACUUUUCUCAAAAUCAAAGCGUAAAGAUUUUCAAA